Messenger RNA from Trichosurus vulpecula (common brushtail), 2860 nucleotides. It is a transcript of the gene CYSRT1, whose product is annotated as cysteine rich tail 1. Bases 121 to 531 code for a protein of 136 amino acids. The transcript is spliced from 2 exons. NCBI's taxonomy places the organism in Eukaryota, Metazoa, Chordata, Mammalia, Diprotodontia, Phalangeridae. The record is from RefSeq and is a predicted model, not a curated record.
UCCUGGUCCCACAGGACAGGACCCACACCAAACACUUGCCUGUUUCAGCAGAAGCAGGGCCAGAUCAAACUGCUCCUCCCUUCCUCCCUCCCUCCUUCCCUGCCACUUGCCAGCAGCUCCAUGGACCCCCUUGAAGCUGUGGUGAAGAACCCUUACACCAGCAUUAACAUCCCCCGAGCCCACCUCCGCCCAGACCUAGAACAUCAGCUGGAACAAAGCCAGGACACUCCGUACCCUGCGGCCAAGCCUAGCCCUGCACCGGCUUACUCCCUGCCAACUGUGGGUGGGUGGACCCAGGAGGAAGCCAAAGGAGGGUCUCAAAUCUAUACCCAGGAGUCUUGGCAACACCCAGGGAAUCCUUACUCUGGCCUGCAGCAGGCGUCAGGGACCACAGAGCCACCUUAUACAACUGUCCCACCUGCACGGCCUGGAGACGACAUUGCCCAUCACUGCUGCUGCUGCCCCUGUUGCCGUUGCUGUCACUGCCCUCGCUGCUGCCGUUGCCACCGCUGUUGCUGUGUGGUCUCUUAGCUCCUCUGAACACCUGGCCCAGAGGAACCCAGACUGAAGGAGACCUAUGCCACGAUGCAGCUGGACUUGUUGUCACUCAGGGGUAAGAAGGCACAUAUCACCCUGGGUGACUCCCUUUUGGGUGUCAUUAAGCCACCUCUGGCCAAAGGAACCAGAGCUCAGGGCAGAGGCUGGAGUCAUUAGGAUUUGAUGCUUUUGAAGUCAUCUUCCUAUCUCCCUCCCCAAGUCACCCAUCAUGACAGGACAGAGUCCUGGGCAGAAGCAGGAGCUCAGGAAUCACAGAAUUUCCAAGCUCAAAUGGACCAAAGAAAUGAGAGUCCAACCUGUGCCUGCACAGGAUUCCUCGAGAUCUUUGAUAAAUUGGUAUCCAACUGCUGCUCAAAAAUCACCCUCGGCCAAGAGCUCACUCCUUGCCAGAGGAGCCCAUUCUGUCUUUGGCUGACAGUGAUUGCUACAUCGAAUGGAAAUAUGUCUCAACAUAGUUCCAUCCAUUGAUUUUAAUUCUACCCUUUGGGGCUGAGUGAACCAAGUCUGAUCCCUCUUCCCCAUCACAACUCUUCAGAUAUUUGAAGACAGCUGUCAUAUCCCUCCAGGAUUAUUCUUCUCUUCUCCAGGGUAAACAUACCUUGUUUCUUCAACCGAUCAUACUCAUGCUUUUCAGGCCAGUCUGCCUCCACCAAUUUGUUAAUGCCCUGCCUAAAAUGUGCUACCCAGACCUGAAUACACUGUUUUAAGAUUUGGGGAUGAGUUCAAGGGUGGGACGUCUAUCAUGAGAAGCUUGUUGAGGAGGUGUCAGGAAAUUGGAGACUAAGGUUGGGAGAGGGAAGAUCUCUACCUAAGGUGGAAGAAGGUGUUCAAACCUCCCCCUCGGAGUGGUGGCAGCCUAACCCUGUGCCUAUUGAAAGCCUCACACACCUAGGGUAAGCCAUCAGCACUGGUGAUACCUAUUACUGCCCACUGUCUAUCCACUAGAAUCCUGAGCCAGUGAUGAGAAUGGGAAUGAUUCCUAGCCUCACGCAGCUCAACUCAAGGGUCCUAUCAACCCAUACCCCUCCUCACCUGGACUAAGGCAGUUGCAUCAAUGACCAGCCCCAGGGGAUUCCUCACUUCUUGGGUUACCCCUGUUGUUCCCUUGACAAUAAACCUAAAUAAUUUGUUCAGCUCUGUCUUCACCACUGCUUUGCUUGAUUAUUCAGAGACCAUAUAAAGCUUGGAAAGGCUGGGCUUGGGGUCUAGGAUCUGGGAAGGUUCAUUUGGAGCUUAGAGAUUUGUAAGAAUUGGGUCUAUGGCCAGAGAGGAAGGGAUUCUUGGGUUUGAAAAAUAUAACUCACAUUUGUAAAGCUUGCAGUGGGCCGUCCUCAUAACAGCCCUGUAAGGUGGAAUAGACCGAGUACCAUUAUUCUCAUUUUAAAGAUAAGAAAACUGAGACUGAGGCAUUGUGACUCGCCUCGCACAUCGGGUCACUUUAUAAGUAUCUGAGUUGAGAAUAAACCCCACUCUCCUGUUUCUAAGCCCCACAUUCUCCACCACACAGUCACAUUCCCCCAUCCCUGCUCUUCAGCCUUGCUUCCAUUUUGGCUAGGGCUGGAUCAGCCUCAGUCUACAGGUGGACUGAGGAGAUGGCCGAAACUCUUCAUGUCAUGAGGCAGCAGCUCAGACCCCACAGUUCUCAGCCACCACUUCUCUUCCACUAACUGGACAGGCAGUAGAAGCUCUGAGGAGGGACCCUGUUCAUCUCCGCCUCUCCUUCCUUAUCCUCAGGUCUCUUAUGCUUGGCUCUGCCCUGACCCUGUGACUAUACUGCCUUUGGCCUAAUCUUAUGACCUGUCUCUCAGCCUUGGUGCCAGCAGUGAGAAGGGGAUUGGAGAUCACCACCCAUCUACUAUGAGGAAGUAGUGGGGCCAGUGUCCAACCAGGGCCAAUAUCUAAAACCUGGCAUAUGAAUGUGGGUGAAGAACACAUGUAUGGAGUGUCAGACUUACAAGGGACAACUAAGAUAGUAUAGACCAGAGGCCCGGGGUCCCAAAAUAUGGAAGUGAAUACAGCUGGGUGAGGUCAGUAUGGAAGGCUUUCUGAGGGAGGUGAGUUUUGUGCUGUAGUUUUGGCAAGAAGCUUUCACAUUGCUGUCAUUAAGGUCAUGAGGGAAAGAGGUUUCUUAAUGGUGAGGAAGAACAGAAAUUAGCAAGCAGGGAUUGAAGGACUGAGGGUGCAAAAGCCAGGGUAGAACCUGGCUAGGCCAGUGACUCAUCUUGUAAAUCCUCAGCCUGGGUGGAGAAUGAUUUCCUAGUUUCCAUCGAAACCUUGGUUUCCUCUGACCCUACAGUCAAGU